AAAUUUGAGGAAAGUGUACAUUAUUUUCAAGGGGAACACAUUCAGUGUUAUAUCCUACCUGCUUUUAAACUAUAUUUCAAUGAGUUGAUAUAACUGCAGAAUGAUUUUAAACCACCUUAUAAAAUACUCGAUAAUUUGUAUUCUUUUCAAUCAGAUGAAGUUUUCUGGAUUACCAAAUUGUGGAGGGGCAAACGGAUCAGUUUGUUGCGUUGGAUACGCUUGGAAUAAACUUCUAAAGAAAUGUACACCGUGCGAUAUCGGGUUCCAUGGACCUAACUGCUCUAGGCCCUGUCCGUAUCCAGCAUUUGGGAAGGACUGUCGGUUUAUUUGUAACUGCAGUAUACAUUAUUGUCAUCGUCAGCAUGGUUGUGGAGAAUGUGAAAAAGUUUGUGAAGCUGGUCUGUACGGAUGUAACUGUGAAAACCCUUGCCAAUAUCCAACCUAUGGAGAAGAAUGUCAACAAAAUUGUGAAUGCGAACAGCAACUGUGUAAUUCGACAACGGGGUGCAAAGACAACAAUGGAACUAAAGUAGCAUCCACAUCAACAACUGUAAAGAAUAUCCAAGUUAAUGAGCACACAGUAGCUGUUGAACCUUCCACACUAAGAAGUACAGAUUCGUCAUCACCUGUAAGUCCGUUAACGAUAACCGACACGUAUCCAUUGAAUAAAGCUGAUGAACAUUUAAAUGAACUAGAUGUAGAGAGUAACUCUUGUAGUGGAUAGACGACCACUGAUAAAGGGAAACACAGCAACUUUGCAAUAUGCCAUUCUUGGACUUGGAGUGGUCUGUUGUGUAUUUCAGAUCUUCUACAUAGGACUAUGCAUUGUUGUCCACAGAUAUAGACCGAAAUUUAGGAAUAAACACGGACACGAAAGACAAAUGGGUGUCUAAAUUGGUGUCUAAAUUGAAAGGGAAACAAUCAUAAGGAAGUUGCGGAAACUGUUUCAAUGACAUAUUCACGAUAUAUGAUGCAUUUCUCAUAAAGUUUGAAAACACGGAAAUCAUCAAAUUGAACGCUACGUGGACUUUACACAUGCUUUCUAGAUGACAAAAUUAAAACUAUUUCGCAUAUCAGUAUUCAUUUGUUGCGCUCGCCUAUCACUACAUAACUAAUAGUAAGACACAGUCAGUAAUUCAGAAAAAAGUUUGAUAUUAAACCUUAAUAUAAACAAUGCAAUUCUAUUAAAAUCAUCUUAAAAGACAAAGACAACAUUCAUAAAGCACUCUCAAGGUUACAUAUGUUUAGAUUUAACGUGUUGUUACGUCGAAUCAUAUUCGGGAAAUAGUGUCUUUAGAAUGACUCUAAACAAGAACUUUAACAUUGAAAAUGGAGACAUGCGUCCAUUGAGUCGAAAAACAGGAAAGCGAAAUGGAAUUCUUUAAAGGUAUGGAUUGACGUCAUAUUCUAUACUCAGCUGUUUUGCGGUGUCAAAUAACAUCACUGGUAAACAAUCCUUCAAAAUUAUUAUUUGAGUAUGUACAUGAUGAUAUUUACAUUCCCUAAACCAUAUAAAGAUCUGGGUAUAUCAGUGAAGAAAAAGGUUAACGAGGUUUUGUGUGUGUGUGCUUGAAGCAGCAGAUGAAAUAACAAGAUUCAUUUCUGUUACGAAAUAAAUACAGUUAUCAUAUUGAUGGUUAAUGUUGCGCCUAAGAUUUAAUGCUCGUAAUGUCAUACUGUAAACAACACUAUUGCUGUUGAAGUUUGACGUCACAGUAUUUGUAUCAGUUGGAUUGAGAAGUGGGUGUAUUUUUCCUGUAUCUAAAACAUUUAUGUAACUUUUAAUUUUGGGAAUGUUAUAUCCCGUUGUUUUUAUAAGUCAAUAGAAUUGAUGUGUAUACCAUAUCAUUUCAAAAUGUAAACAUACUCAUAUACCUAUAUUGUCAAUUGCUUAGUAUCAAUAACUUUAUACAUUUUAUUUUGUUUUUCUACAUCAGAAUUUACAAUGUUUAUAUUUUACUAUUUCAACAAUAUAUAACCUCGACAAAAGUCACAUUCCAUUGACCAAGGGGGAAGGCAUUGAAGAAUAAACGCAAAUUCACUGGGAGGACAGGUUGCCGGGCGUGAACAAAAUGUGUCAAAGGAGUAGAACACAGCGCCACCUCAAGAACCGGAUCCUGGGACAAACAAGCAUAACCAUCGUGCAUGAGCGUUCGCCCCGCAUGUGGAAGGCCGGGGUUCGAAUUUCGGCCGCGACAGACCAACGUCGUUACAACAGGUAGUGGCAGUUCCAUCAACAAACGCUCGGCAUCAGGUGUGAAUGUCACGGGUCCUUGGAGAUGACCUUAAAAACGGAUGCCCUGUGUCACAGUAGGUGUGACACGCUAAAGAACCCUCGUUGUUCAAUGACCGUAAGCGCCGAAUAUAGUCCUAAAUUUAAAGUCCUUCACCGGUCUUGGUGACCUCUGCAUAUUUGAACAGCAGGCAACGGAAACAUCGAAAAAGCAACGCGUAAAUAUGGUGUUAUGUGCGGCCCCAAACUGCAAUGUUCAAAAUGGACAGGGAUUAGCAAUGUUCAAUUUCCCUACAGACACAAAGAAUUUUGAAGUUUGGGUAAGAACAUUAAGAACAGUGGAUUAUUGGCCGUCGAACACUCCAAGCUGUGCGAACGUCAUUUUACAGAGGAUUGUUUCGUAGUUGAGCCGUUUAAGGCACGGUCUUUGGGCUACUCAAGACUGCAACUAAAGAUAGAGGCAAUUCCAACUGUAUUCAAUUACACGCCGUUACAUGUACCUAAAGACCAAAAACGGAAAACGGAUUCAGACCCUCCCCUUCCAAAACAAAAAAGCAGAACCUCCAGAGCUGUGGAGAAAAGAGGAACCAUGAACGUAUGUUUCAAUAUAGAUCAUAUUAAACAUAUUGGCUAUUUUAUUGACAUUAAUACAGUAAUAACUCGGUUCAUUUUAUUUGUUCUUUACACACAACCUUACUACCACGGAAUUCUUUUAAAAGGACUACAGUUUACUUUUAUCACCCCCCCCCCCCCUUUGCCAGUCACACGAGUCGUUCUUCACCGAAACUUACUUUUAUUAAUGUG
This is a messenger RNA of Ostrea edulis (European flat oyster), 3037 nucleotides long. RefSeq names its product multiple epidermal growth factor-like domains protein 11. NCBI's taxonomy places the organism in Eukaryota, Metazoa, Mollusca, Bivalvia, Ostreida, Ostreidae. The record is from RefSeq and is a predicted model, not a curated record. Gene Ontology annotation, molecular function: scavenger receptor activity. The transcript has 8 exons. The coding region runs from base 101 to 724 and encodes 207 amino acids.